CGAAACAUUUACGCUUCGGGAUCUCGACACAGUGUCGAAACGUCAGUUUCGCGGGAGCCAUCCCUAAUAAUCACACUGCGUGUUAUUUGUAUGCAUUUCAUGAGAAUGGACAUACACAGCGACCAGUAACUUACUUUUGCAGCGGGCACACCGGAGCAGACUUCAGCCAUUGUGACGGGGUUCAGCUUCGGCCCAGUUUUAAACCCUGCAUAUUUAAACAUUCCAGCUAUGGAGGGGUCUGAAGAGAACCCAUCUUCUGAUCUGCAUUAUAAAGUAAUUCUGCUCUGUAAAACAGGAACUGGAAAAAGUGCUACAGGAAACACCAUACUAGGAGAAAACGUUUUUGAAAAAAGUUAAGCUUUAAAACUGUGACGCAACAAGUGCAAAGUAAAAAUGUGUUGAGAGAUGGAGUGAACCUUACCAUUUUUGACACACCAGGAGUCUUUGACCCAGAAAAUGAAGAGAGCCCUGAAGUGAUGUUUAGAAAAGCUGGAUUUCCAGAUUUAGACUCAAAGGACCCAAUUGUGAUUCUGUUGGUGAUCAGACCUGACAGAUUCACUCCUGAAGAAAGGAAAACUGUUGAGGCUGUUGAAGAUUUUUUGCCAGAUUGGCUCUUAAAAAACACUUGGAUCAUUUUUACCAGAGGAGAUGAGUUGGAGAGGGAUGAUGCCUCAAUAGAAACAUUAAUAGAAGAUUCAGAGGCUCUGAAAACAGUUGUUCAGAAAUUUGAGAACAGAUACUUUGUCUUUAAUAAUCGUGCACAGGAUCCGGAACCUCAAGUGAGAAAAUUAAUAGCAGCCAUUAAAACUGUACAACCUAGAGUUCCAGAGACAAAGCCCUUUCUACAGAGACUGAUACCAGUUGAGCAUGAAGUUGACUCCAAUGAGAGAAGAUUGCUUCUCCUGGGGAGAACGGGAACUGGAAAGAGUGCAACUGGAAACACUAUACUGGGAGAAAAGGUUUUUCAGUCUGAGCAAAGCUUUAGCUCAGUAACACAACAGUGUGAAUUUCACAGAUCAGAUGUUUCAGGGAAACAGGUAUUAGUAGUUGAUACUCCUGGGUUUUCUGAUUUAACUUCAAGGCCUAAAGAUUUAGCAUUAGAAAUGGCAAACAGUAUUGUCCUCUGCAGUCCAGGUCCUGAUGCUUUCCUGUAUGUGGUGUCAGUAACAAAAAGAAUUGGCAUUGAAGAUGAAAAUGACAUUAAAAAUAUUGAAAGAAUUUAUGGAGAAGAAGUAUCAAAGUAUACAAUCCCUGUGUUCACCCAUUGUGAUCAGCUAGAGGGAAAGAGUGUGGAAGAUCUUAUCAAAGAGAACAAGGUGCUCAGCAAGUUUGUUCAGCAGUGUGGAGGGAGAUACCACAUCAUGAACAAUAAAGACAUCAGAAACAGAAAGCAGGUUACCAAAUUACUAGAGAAGAUUGAUCAAAUGAUAGAGGAGAAUGGAGGACACUACACCAAUGAGAUGUUUCAGUAUGCAAACAAAUGUAGACAAGACGCUUUGGUUAAGAGUAAUCUAAGCAGUGGUCAACACAAUGAAACAAAGGAAAGCUGGAUUAGGAGAGCUUGGGAAUUUGUAAAUAAACUCUUUAAUACAUUCAAGAAUCAUUUCAAUGCUGUAGCUUGCCUAAUGUACUCAUUAGCUUGCAGGAUUAUUGAUUGUUUUUCCAGUGAACGGCGAAACCGUGGUUAUACAUCACUCCCAAGCACAGAAAUAUUCACAGACACGAAGCCCAAAACAAUGUAAUGAGUUAGUAAAUCCAACUGAAUCUUUGACACUAAAAUUUACAACUGUGGAAUAAUCUGACAGUCGUGACACGAUCUGCUGACUCUGUAGCUGUCUUUAAGACUUGGCUAAAAACCCAUCUCUUCCGCCAUUACCUCACUUCCUAAUAACGGACUUACUGUCUUUCUCUAUUUUUUCUUUCUCUUUAUUUGUACAUUUCCUUAAAAAAUUGUACUAACCAACCCUUGGCUAUGUAUAUACUUGAUGAGACUAUUUCCAGUGCACUUAUGUAUUGCUGUUCUUGUGUUGCUAUAAUUGCUUCUAUUGUUUACCUCACUUGUAAGUCACUUUGGACAAAAGUCUCUGCUAAAUGUAAAUGUAUUGCUGUCUGGGCUGUUUGCAUCCCAUAACCCCAUAUCUGUCAUGAGCAGACCACAGAUAGUUCUUUAAGUUUUUUAUGUAAGCUUCAGACGAUGAUGGAUUACAAGAUUAAAUAAAAAACACCAAAAUAUAUGUAUAUGCCUAAAUAGAGUACAACUGAAGUGAAUACCAAGUGAAUUAGUGGUGUGCCAUCGAUAGCCUUGAGAAGCACACUUUACACAAACAAGUGUUUGUUUUUGUUCUCUCCCUCUUUUCUGCUAUCUGUCUCCUCAGAUCCCUGCCAUUGAACACCUUUCCUGUAAUCGUAUUUAUCCCAUGUUACGUCACGGAUCAACCCACCAAUCAACACCCGGUCCUGCCUAUUUAAACCUGGCACCAUUCAUUCAUGCCAGUUUGUUUGAACUCUGUUGUUAUUGAUAACUUUUCUGCUGAAUUGCCUUACUGUGUUGCUUUUCUUUUGUAAGUCACUCGUUUUGCAUCUGUACAUUAAUGUUCAUUCAUUCUGUGUUUUUGUGACUUUGUUAAUAUUGGGGAAAGUGGACAGGUAAGUACGUCAUGUGACAUACAUUGUGCAACACAUAGGGAAUCAUUACUGUUUUAAACACACUAGGUUAGGAGCGUGUGCCACCCUCUGUACGUUUUGUGUUUGGGUACGUAGGGUGUCAUUCGACGCUGAGAAUUUAUCUCCUUACCUUUCCUUUGUAGCUUAGGUUAGUUAGAGGGUUAAAAUUUAGUUAGAGGGGUUUUGUUUUGUUUAUUUCUUUAAUUUGGCACCACUCGUGUCCCUUUCCCUUUUGUGUUUUUGUUAAUUGUUAUUGUAAAUAUUGUUAUUUAUCACUUGUUUUUCAUUAUCACUUUUUCACUUGUCACCACCACUUAACACGUGUAUAUAAA
Paramisgurnus dabryanus is the source of this 2996-nucleotide messenger RNA. RefSeq names its product GTPase IMAP family member 1-like. NCBI's taxonomy places the organism in Eukaryota, Metazoa, Chordata, Actinopteri, Cypriniformes, Cobitidae. The record is from RefSeq and is a predicted model, not a curated record. Gene Ontology annotation, molecular function: GTP binding.